Molecule: messenger RNA, 503 nt
Organism: Capsaspora owczarzaki ATCC 30864
Lineage: Eukaryota; Filasterea; Ministeriida; Capsasporidae
Product: LtxD
Exons: 1
Coding region: 125-364 (79 amino acids)
Source: RefSeq, a predicted model, not a curated record
GCUGCCAAGGUGAUUCGCACAAUGGUCGCAUCAUCAACGUGAGCACUGCGGCAGUAGCCUUGGCGCCCUGAAAGGAUUCGGUCCCUACAUUCCGUCGAAAGCGCCGCUCCACGAAUACACAAAGAUGUUUGCUGCGGAGCUUGCCGAACGCGGCGUCACUGUCAACACCAUCCUUCCUGGUUACACGGCAACUGACAUGCUUCCGGGAGCAUUGGAAGAGCAGGGCAAGCAGGCCAGUCUUUUCAAGCGACUCGGAACCCCAGACGACAUUGCCGAUCUCGUUGACUUUUUGGUUGGGCCGACUGGCGGCUGGAUUACCUCCCAAAGCGUGCACACCUCUGGCGGCGUCUCUUUCUCCCACUAAGCUGGGAUGCUGGGACCUCCGCUGCGGCAGGCAGAUGCAGCAAAUCGUUUCUCAUCUUGUUCGUCGUCGCGAGUGAAGAAAACCAUAUUCUGUACAGACCCAAUGCUUGAAAGUAAAACUUGAAUAAAGUAAUCAAUCG